Fundulus heteroclitus (mummichog) is the source of this 1850-nucleotide messenger RNA. RefSeq names its product chromosome 6 C1orf35 homolog (gene c6h1orf35). Lineage: Eukaryota; Metazoa; Chordata; Actinopteri; Cyprinodontiformes; Fundulidae. The record is from RefSeq and is a predicted model, not a curated record. The transcript has 8 exons. The coding region runs from base 690 to 1610 and encodes 306 amino acids.
CGUCCUACCUGAAAAUAGCCUGGCAAAAUGUCUCAGGUACAUCGGGGGUCAGAUUAUUCCAAGCCUCCGAGAGCGUCUGCGGAGGAUUUUCUUCCUCCACUGGCCUGAGCUUUCGUUGGCAGAGCCAUUAGAGAGAACUGGGCUGCCUGCGUCAUCACUGCGGACCAAAACAUCAGCGUUCAGCGUCAAAAGCACGCGCGGCAAAACGCGGAAACGGGAGGGUUGUUGUUGUUGUUUUUUUCUUUAGCCACGACACAAAUCUGGAAAAAAGUCAGGAGGACACUUACACUUUAUAGUUGUGUGUACGUAUAUAACCGAGCUACAUCAAGUGCUCCGUACUGGCUGUAUAAACACGUGUCGGACGCGCUGCUACCAUAGCUACGUGAAGUAGGCUAGUUGUAAGCUAGCGCUGCUACUUACUGGUUAUUUUUGCAACAUUUAAAGCAGCCGCCCGAAUUAGUGCAAGUUUCGCGAAUUAAACAUGUCGCUCCCACCGACACCGGGAAGUUAACUCACCGCACAACUUCCCCGGAUGAAUGAGUCCAGACGAGCAGGCCUGACCAAUCACACGGUUCGGUGUUGCUAGCUAACUAGCUAGCUAGCCGUUGGCCGCGUGCGCUAGCGGCGUGUUACCUGUUUUCUCUCAACUCUUCCCGGCUUCUUCCGAGCAGAAAAAACAAACAAACAAAAUGUUUGGUUCCUCACGAUCCGGAGGUCUGCGCGGAGGUCAGGACCAGUUCAACUGGGACGACGUGAAAGUCGAUAAGCACCGAGAGAAUUAUCUGGGAAACUCCUUGAUGGCACCGGUUGGACGUUGGCAGAAAGGCAAAGAUCUGACGUGGUAUGCGAAAGACAAGAAAACCGGCAAAGCUUUGUCCAAAGAGGAGGAACUGGCGGCUGUGAAGGCAGCAGAAGAGGAGGCGCUGAUGGCCGCCCUAGGACACAAGAUUAUAAAGAGACAACCUACUGGGCUUACCAAAGAGGAUCUCGUAGAGGUCUGUAGAAGGGAAGAGGCUGAUGGUGAAGAGAGGAGCGUUGAUCGUAUAUCUGGCCUGGGAAGCAACAGUGUAGGGUCACGGAAAAUGUUGCUGUCCCAAGAAGAGAAAGAAGCGGCUAAAAUGGGUCUACCAAUUUUUACACACCACAAGACUGACAGUCGCCAAGAAACAUCUGCAACGGUAACAUCUGAGAGCGUCGGAAAACAAGAAGAGACAGAACGAAGCAAGCAUGACAGCAAAAAGAAAAAGAAGGAAAAAAAGAACAAAAAGGAGAAGAAGAAGAAGGAAAAAAAGAAGAAAAGGAAAAGACGAGAUUCGUCCUCAUCUUCCUCAUCCUCAGAUGAUGAUAGAAAAAGACACAGAAUGGACCACCAUCGUCAUAAUCCAUCAUACCAUAGCCAGAGUGGAGCCAGACCCCAUGACAGCCAUUCAAGGGAGGGAGCAAAGGCCGAGCGGCAGCCUUCCCGCCCCCAUCAUCGACGGCAAAGGCACGACACAGAGUCUUCUGACGGGGGGUCUCCCGCCCGCAGUAGCUCUGCCUUCCACAAGAAGGCCCCUGCUGGUGCCACACAAAGCCACAGGAGACGCCACGACACAGACUCGGACGACUAGUGUCCCGCGCUCCCCCCAACAAAAAUCAGAGAAGCGAAGUGCACACGCAGCGUUCUGGGACCUCCUGCACCACAGACAGACAGACAGACAAACUGCGAAGCAUCUUAACCUUAGGGUUUUAUUUCACGCUAUUAGUUGAGUUUUGUGGAAGGGAUGAUUGUGUUUAUCGUUCUGUUGAAUUUUCGGUGAAGAGCCCUUUUUAUUUCCUGGGCAAUGUGUCAAUAAAUUUACAACUGGGUA